GGUUUGCGAUUCAUGCACAAACAACACAUCGCCCAUCGGUUGACUGCAUGUAUCUGAACAUCAUGAUGGAUGCGACACCUCUAUUCAGUGACCCGUAUCACCCUCAAGAUCUUGAAAUGAAACGUGAUUACACAGAGCGGGCAAGACAUUUCACUCGUACCCAGCGUCCGCCAAAAUAUCUAUUUGUCGAUUUUGGUAUAUCACGCCGCUAUGGUCCUAAUGAUAUAGCUCCUCUGGAAGAUCCAAUAUGGGGAGGCGAUAAAACAGUUCCCGAAUUCCAGCAAUCGAACGAGCCCCGCAAUCCAUUCCCAACAGACGUAUACUAUCUGGGAAAUAUGAUCAGGAACUCAUUUUUGGUGGCCAAAGCAGGUUUUGAAUUCGUGGAACCGCUGGUGAAAGACAUGGUACAGGAUGACCCAGAAAAGCGGCCCAACAUGGAUGAAGUCAUUCUACGGUUUGAGGAGAUCAUCAAGCAACUAAGCAGCUGGAAAUUGCGAUCACGCGUCAUUAAUGAGCAGGACGACAAUAUCCUUGGUUUUUAUCGUUGUGUCACUCAUUGGGCUCGCCGCUUCAGCUUUGUUAUCAGGAGGGUGUCCGCUAUACCAACACCGUGAAACUGUCGUACCUGCUACACUUACUUCUGGAUCUAUCUGAAGAACUAGUUGGUGUGUUGGGCAUUCUACGUGCAGUCCAUAUGUCCAGUGCCUUUAAGACUGAAGUUACGUGCAGCUAGAAUGUAAUAUAUCAUCGCCCGCUGGGCAGCCCUGGACCGGCUUACCAGGAAAGACCAAAGCAAAUACUCGUGGAAUGUCC
Molecule: messenger RNA, 813 nt
Organism: Serpula lacrymans var. lacrymans S7.9
Lineage: Eukaryota; Fungi; Basidiomycota; Agaricomycetes; Boletales; Serpulaceae
Exons: 3
Coding region: 48-614 (188 amino acids)
Source: RefSeq, a predicted model, not a curated record